Messenger RNA from Aricia agestis (brown argus), 1404 nucleotides. Its product is annotated as serine protease snake-like. The record is from RefSeq and is a predicted model, not a curated record. Gene Ontology annotation, molecular function: serine-type endopeptidase activity. Bases 45 to 1208 code for a protein of 387 amino acids. Lineage: Eukaryota; Metazoa; Arthropoda; Insecta; Lepidoptera; Lycaenidae. Gene Ontology annotation, biological process: proteolysis. The transcript has 9 exons.
CUCGAGGACACAGCGCGUUAAAUAUUUUUUCUUAAUAUAAUAAAAUGAAAAUUUCACUGCUCCUACCACUUGCUUUAAUUUUCGUGUCACAAGUUCGUAGUGAAAAUAAUACUAUUGAAAACAAUGGAGUGAGAGAUAAAAGGCAAUGGUUUUGGUCCGGUCCUCCAAAAGAUACAACUCCUAGGUUCGUUCUUUACAAGGCUACAACCCAGAAGCCUAAACCCCAAAAACCUACAAAUAAUCAAAACUUUAAACUGACCGACCCAUGUGCGAUAGUCGAACCGGUCAAGCCAAAUUUUUCUAAGCCAGGAAGAAGAAUCAGCGAAGAAAAAUGCUUAGAAUAUAUCUGGUCAAUAAAGAACAUAGAAGAUACGAAGAAGAGAAAGUCUGAAUGUAGACCGUUUACUACACGCACACUGGUGAUAGGUGGACGAGAUACUGUCAUAGGAGAAUUUCCACAUAUGGGUGCAGUUGGAUGGAGAAGAGUCUCCGGGGGCUGGAUUUUUAAAUGUGGUGCCUCGCUGAUAAGCCCAAAAUUUAUGAUAACAGCUGCCCACUGUUCAAAAACUCCUCCAGACACCGAAGUGGCGAAUAGAGCACCAGAAAUCGUUCGGCUGGGCGAUAAAAAUAUUAUAGAUUCGUUUGACAAUGGAGUAGGGCCAACAGAUGCCAAAAUACAGAAGAUUAUAACUCAUCCACAGUAUAAGGCUCCAAGCAAAUACUACGACAUAGCUAUCAUAGAACUGACCAAAGAAGAAAGGUUCACGAAGCUGAUUCAGCCCGCGUGUCUAUGGACUGCCUUCAAUACUGCCACACUUGGCAGACAGGCAACUCUUAUCGGAUGGGGAGUCAUAGAUACAGCUGGUAAAACCACAUCUCCAAAGCUACAGGCAGCUGAUGUGGAUCUUAUAGAUUCAAGUCAUUGCGACAGGUUGCUGAAGCCUUACUGCAACCGUCUGUGGUGCGGAGUCCAGAAUACUCAGAUUUGUGCGGGAAAACUGAAAGGUGGCGUAGACGCAUGUCAGGGCGACUCAGGAGGACCGCUGCAAGUGAAAAUUUCAUUUCCGUUUGAGACCGAGUACAAUAUGCACUAUUUGAUCGGCGUGACGUCCUUCGGGAUUGGAUGUGCCAAACCAAAUCUGCCUGGAAUAUAUACACGCGUGUCCAGCUUCGUAGACUGGAUCGAAGGCGUCGUGUGGCGACAGUGAUUUUGUUAUUAUAGGAUAAUUUAUUACUGCCAGCAAUGUCUUCACGAUAGAGGCAGCACCAACUCAAAAUUUAGUUCGACGUUUGGCAAUGUUUCUGUCAAUAUUCUGAUAUGACGUGAGCAACAUGUCGGAAUUAGUUCAGAUUAUUUACUGUAUGUGAUAGUAGCGCCCUCUACCAAUCUUGUACAUUUUAAGU